This is a messenger RNA of Eimeria acervulina, 1209 nucleotides long. Its product is annotated as 26S proteasome regulatory ATPase subunit, putative. The transcript has 10 exons. Bases 1 to 1209 code for a protein of 402 amino acids. NCBI's taxonomy places the organism in Eukaryota, Apicomplexa, Conoidasida, Eucoccidiorida, Eimeriidae. The record is from RefSeq and is a predicted model, not a curated record. Gene Ontology annotation, biological process: positive regulation of RNA polymerase II transcription preinitiation complex assembly. Gene Ontology annotation, molecular function: ATP binding; ATP hydrolysis activity; proteasome-activating activity. Gene Ontology annotation, cellular component: proteasome regulatory particle, base subcomplex; cytosolic proteasome complex.
AUGACAAACCAGCCGAGUGCUGGGGCCCCCGCGAAUCCUCAGUCAGAGGAGAGGGCGCGAGCCCUUCGGGCGUACGUAGCCAAAGUCAAAGAACACAGAGAAUGGGCAGCCAGAGUCAAGAAACUGAGAGAAGAAACAAAACUGCAGUCAAAGAAAUACGAAAAAACAGAAGAUGACCUAAAGGCGCUUCAGGGAGUCGGCCAGCUAAUUGGGGAGGUGCUGCGGCAGCUGGACUCAGAGAAAUUUAUCGUAAAGACCUCCAGUGGGCCCCGCUACGUUGUCGGCAGCAAACCCAAACUAAACAAAUCGCUUCUCACAGCAGGAACGCGAGUGGCGCUGGAUAUGACGACGCUGACGGUGAUGCGGCGUUUACAGCGGGAAGUGGAUCCUUUGGUGUUUAAUAUGCUGCACGAAGACCCCGGAAAUGUUCAUUAUUCAGAGGUGGGGGGAUUAAGCGAACAAAUUCGACAAAUGAGAGAAGUGGUGGAGUUGCCGCUAACAAAUCCGGAGCUUUUUAAACGCGUAGGAAUAAAAACACCAAAAGGAGUUCUUCUUUACGGGCCCCCCGGGACAGGCAAAACGCUCUUAGCAAGGGCUAUGGCGUCGAACAUGAGCUGCAACUUCAUGAAAGUUGUGGCAUCAGCAAUUGUGGAUAAAUAUAUCGGCGAAAGUGCGCGGGUUAUUCGUGAAAUGUUCGGAUAUGCAAAGGAUCAUCAGCCCUGCAUCAUCUUUAUGGACGAAAUCGACGCCAUCGGAGGCCGCAGAUUUUCACAAGGGACUUCAGCAGAUCGUGAAAUUCAAAGAACGCUCAUGGAGCUGCUGAAUCAGCUGGAUGGAUUUGAUGAAUUGGGGCAGGUGAAAAUCAUCAUGGCUACAAACAGACCCGACGUUCUAGACCCCGCACUCAUGAGGCCGGGGCGCCUUGACCGAAAGAUUGAAAUCCCAAUGCCUAACGAAAGCGCACGCAUUGACAUUUUAAAAAUUCAUUCGAGCAAAAUAGCAAAGACAGGCGACAUCGACUUCGAAGCGAUUUGCCGGCUGUGCGACGGCUUUAAUGGCGCCGACUUGAGGAAUGUCUGCACGGAGGCCGGCAUGUUCGCAAUCCGCGCCGACCGAGAUUACGUCAUUGAAGAGGACUUCUUUAAAGCCGCACGAAAAAUCGCAGAAAACAAAAAACUUGAAAGCAAACUCGACUAUGAGAACAUCUAA